This is a messenger RNA of Camelina sativa (false flax), 1350 nucleotides long. The record is from RefSeq and is a predicted model, not a curated record. NCBI's taxonomy places the organism in Eukaryota, Viridiplantae, Streptophyta, Magnoliopsida, Brassicales, Brassicaceae.
UCAAACCCGAGAAAAUAAACGAAAAACCAAAAUCCCUAAAAGCUUUUAGACUUAUCCAUGGCGAAAACCCUAGACAAAUCAAAGAAGCGAAGACUCGUGAAAUCCAAAUCCAAGAAACUAGAUAAGAAGCAGAAGACUAGCGAACAUGAACAACAACCUGAAUCCUCGACGCCAUAUUCAAGUUCAAGCUCCAGCUCUGAUGAUUCUAGCGAUUCGGAAUCAGAGAAAGAAGAGUUCGAAUACGACCCAGAAGAGCUCCGAGACCUUCUACGACCUUAUUCCAAGGAACAGCUCGUCGACCUCGUUUGUUCCGCCGCGAAGAUCGGUUCCUCCAUCUAUUCCGCCGUCGUAGAAGCCGCAGACCGUGAUGUCACACAUAGAAAAAUCUUCGUUUAUGGACUUCCAUGGGAGACGACUCGCGAGGCUUUUGUUGAACUCUUUGAAGGCUAUGGUGAGAUUGAAGAGUGUACCGUCGUUAUAGAUAAGGUUACUGGUAAGGCCAAAGGGUUCGGAUUUGUUGUGUUUAAGACUAGGAAAGGAGCUAAAGAAGCGCUUAAGGAACCGAGGAAGAGGAUUCUUAAUAGAACAGCUACGUGUCAGCUUGCUUCAUUGGGGCCUGCGGCGUCUGGGAAGGGCCAUGAUCAAGCGGGUCCGGUGAAGAUUAGUUUAGGUUCGAUGGGUAAUCAUGGCCAGCCCCAGCAGCCUCAAGGGCAACAUAUGUUUAACGGUGGUGGAAUGGCUGCAUCGCCGUUUAUGUUAGGGAACCAGUACAAUCCGUAUAUUGGAACCGGAAUGUUGGGGAAUCCAGCUUUAUCAGCAGUUGGAGGAGGCUACAUGUAUCCCAUGUUAGCCGGUGCUCUGGCUCAUGGUGGUAUGGGUUCUGAUAUGUUGUUACAGUCGAGUCAGAUGGGUGGGAUUGGUGAGCCAGGCGUUGGUGUUGCUGGUGUUUCAGUUCCUGGCAACUACUUUAGAGGUCAGAGUCUACCUAAUAAUAAUGCUUAUCCUGAUUCUGAUACCGGGAAAAGAGGGGCGGGUAAAGAUGCGGAUCCUGGUGGUUCCUCCUUUCAAGGCUACUCAAACUAUUCAUGAUGAUGUGAGCUGAGCAUGAGAAUGAAAAACAUGCAGUUCUGGAAUUUCAUUUUUAACAGUUCUUUCUCCCAUCUCCGUUCUCUUCAGUUUCACUUUUGUAUUAACUUCCUGAUAUUUCUAUUAAAAAGUACUUUUCUAGUUUUUAGUUUUUAGUUUUUUGUAUUAUUUUUUCGUUCUUGUUUUCUUUUCGGUUUGAUUUCACUCUUGCCCGGUACCAUUUGAGACGACAGUCUAUUAAUGUCAUUGUGAUUAUUCGUUAAA